Olea europaea var. sylvestris is the source of this 2567-nucleotide messenger RNA. RefSeq lists its product as uncharacterized. NCBI's taxonomy places the organism in Eukaryota, Viridiplantae, Streptophyta, Magnoliopsida, Lamiales, Oleaceae. The transcript has 6 exons. The coding region runs from base 245 to 2266 and encodes 673 amino acids. The record is from RefSeq and is a predicted model, not a curated record.
UCACCAAAAUGCACACUGCAUAAACCCUACAUAAAACCUUGCACGUGUGUAUAUAAUGCACGCACUGCGUAUUAUAGCGUGUAUUCUCUGCUCCUGGCGCAGAUUAAAACACCUUUUCGCUCUCGCCCCGCCUGAACCCUUUCUUCCGACGUUUACCCAGUUCGAUCAUCUGAGAUCAUCAGGAAUUGUGUUUAAUUUUAGUGACGAGUUGUCUUGAUCAUUUGGCCACAUAAUAUAUGUUCCAAUGGAUUUAAAAAACAAAGGUAAAACGUGGGUUGGGAACAUAUGUAACAGGUUCGAGUCCAUGUGUAAUGAGGUUGAUGGUUUUAUAAACAAGGAAACAGUUAAAUAUGUUGAGAAUCAAGUGCAAAGUGUUGGUUCAGGUGUGAAAAGAUUUUACACCAAUGUGGUCCAAGAAAUGCUUCCACCAUUAGAGGAUAUCGUGAAUUCUGAAGAGUGGUCUAUGCAACAGGGUUCUGUUGACACUCAGAGAAACAACAAUACAUUGAUGCCAAGCAAACUAAACUGUUCAGUGCAAUGUUUUACUGCACCUGUUGCAGAUCCUUGUGAAGAAGCAGAAACUGAUUUGCCUUUGGAACAAUCUGGUGAUGGUAUAAUCUCCAAGGACUCAGAUAAUGUGGUUCGUGAGACAAGGGAUACAAGUGGAGUUCGUAACAAUACCUCACUGUCCAUGGUUUCUUCACUAGCACCACCAGUUCAUGAGGCAAGGCUUGUAACUCUCCCAAAAGGAGGGAUCUCUGGUAAAAGCUUUUCAGAUGCCGUAGAGUGCAGUUCUGAUGUAUCAAGCACUGGCUGGGAAUUUAAUCUUGAACUUGACUUGCCAGAAAUUGAAGAUUCCAAUUCUGAUGACGAUAGAAGUUUAUCUGCACCACAAGAUGUUUCAGUUGAUAAAGGUCAAGAGGAUAAUGUUCCAGUAAUGGAUUCAUCAUCAUCUUCAGCUGAUGAUGCAGAUUGCAGAACCCCAGAAAAAGAGAAGCUUACUUCGGAUAACCUUUCAACUGAAGUUGUGUGUUUCAAUGCUUCAAGCCCCGUCCUGCCAACUGCACUUGAGUUGCCAGAAGUUGAAGAUUCAAAUUUUGAUGAAGAUGCGAAGUUAUCUGUACCAAAACCAGUUUCAAUUGAUAAUGGUCAAAAGGGUAAUGUUAAGAUAAUGAAUUCAUCAUCAUCAUCUUCAGCUGAUGAUGCAGAUUGCAGAACGUCAGAAAAAGAUAGACCUCCUGAUGAUAACCUUUCAACUGAAGUAGUGUGUUUCAAUGAGUCAAGCACCAUCCAGCAACAUGACUUGCCAGAAGUUGAAUCUUCAAAUUUUGAUGAAGAUGGGAGUUUAUCUGUACCACAAGCAGUUUCAGUUGACAAAGGUGAAAUAUAUAAUGUUCCUACAAAAAAUUUAUCAACUUCUUCAGCUGAUGAUGCAGACUGCAGAACCUCAGAUAAAGAUGGUACUCUUUCUGAUAAUUUUUCAACUGUAGAUGAGUGUUUCAAUGCGUCAAGCACCAUCCAGUCACCUGAAAUUGUGGUUUCAAAUUUUUCUUGUGAGAACGAAGAAGCGGAUAAUGGUGUUUUCUGUUCCGGUUGUUCUGCAUCUCCUGAGUCUUCUAAUUUUUCGGAGUUAACACUUGCAGAGUUGGUUCAGAAGGCUGAAGAUAUAUUUGGUCCUCGUGUUGAUUCUAUUGAUUGCAUUUAUGAUAAAUCGAACGACCAUAAAUGUUCUGCAUCUUUCACUACUGCAGCAUGUGAAACAAAGACUCCGGAUUUUAUUCCUGCAUUUUCUGAUGUUAAUACUUCCACAACUCAUGGAUCAGUUUCUGUGUUUGAACCAUCUGGAAGUAGGAAAGAACUAUGCUGUGACAGUCAUCAAUCCAAUUUGCUCAUGUCUCCUGCAGAAAUUGGUAACUUUUGCGAAGUUAGUGGUGGUAUUUCUGACCGUGACAUGGCAACAGUCGAUCUCUCUGAUAAGGUAGAGCGUGAUGGAAGUUGUGCUAUUGUGAAUGCUAACUCUGUCUACAGUGCUGCUUACAGAGGGAGAAAUUUCAGAUAUUAUAAGAAAUUGAUUAAGAAUGCUUUUGGAUCACACAAGAGAUUAAUCAAGGAAUAUGAACACUUGGCAAUACUGUAUGGAGAUGUUGAUAAAGAAUUAUGGCAACAUUCUGGAUCAAGUUCUUUGCCCUCUACACCUACUGCAUAUUCUCUCUUGCCGAGAUCACCAUCACAAGAGACACCUGAGCCUGAUUGGGAGCUUCUGUAAAUAAAUCCAAUGGUCGAUUUGCAGAGAGUGAGUAAAUUAUGAGCCUUUUCAUCUCAUUUCUUAGAGUAAAUAAAUUCUGUCUACACUUCCAAUUCAGUAGUUCAAAUUUUAUCUCCAUUGAAUAAUGUCGUUUCCACGGGAAAUUCUGGAUACUCUCUAUUCUGCUACUGCUUGAUGCAUUUCUAAACUUCCUUAUUUUCUGACAUUCUAGUUUACCACGGUGAGUUAUGUAAAAAGAAACCAAAACUUGUACAGUAGAAGUACAUUUACAUCUUUUGUUCAAAUUGAUCCAUUUUAUCGA